Enhydra lutris kenyoni (northern sea otter) is the source of this 3712-nucleotide messenger RNA. RefSeq names its product tumor necrosis factor ligand superfamily member 6-like. Gene Ontology annotation, biological process: extrinsic apoptotic signaling pathway via death domain receptors; positive regulation of canonical NF-kappaB signal transduction; immune response. The transcript has 4 exons. The record is from RefSeq and is a predicted model, not a curated record. Gene Ontology annotation, molecular function: tumor necrosis factor receptor binding. Lineage: Eukaryota; Metazoa; Chordata; Mammalia; Carnivora; Mustelidae. Bases 1509 to 2816 code for a protein of 435 amino acids. Gene Ontology annotation, cellular component: membrane.
CUGUAUGGUAGAAUUCUUAACUUAUACAUUCUGAUGAUUACUUCUGGACUUGAAACUUGCCAUUUUUCACAACUAUGAGUAAACGCAUGUGUGACUUCAAAAGCACAUUAGCUCUGCCCACCUCGAAAAGAGAGUGAGACGCUCGUGCAGUUGUUCUGCUCCCAACUGUCACGCUGUCUCCAGAGCGCAGAGUGGGAUGUGGGCAGAAGUGUCUGGAGAGGAGGCAGUGCUGGCUGUUGGACUCUAACGGGAAGGAGCCCUGUGUGUCCCGCUAGGGAAUUUGGUUUCAAACCUUCCAGCACAAGGUGUUAGGUGAGAAGGCGAGAUCUCUGAGUGUGUUUUUAUCGGCGUGGUUCUUGCGUCAUUCUGCGGGGUGAUUUGUGCUCGGGAAGGCUGGUGGGGGGAGCAGUUGGGGUGUCACUGAACUACGGCAGGUGACAGCUAGUCGACGUCUGACCUAAGACAAUAACAGGAAAAAUAGAAAUGGUGAGAGCGUGCUGAUGUGAGAAACAGGCGCGGGGAAAAUCAACCGGCUGGGUUCAGAUGCUGCGGGAGAGAAAAACAGAGGACUUGAAGUCGUCACCACAAAGACUGACGUCAAGUGAAACAGGUAGUAUGGGAGGGGGCAGGUGGAAAGAGUGUGGCAGGGAACUAAAUCUGGUGUUGCCUUGGCAGAGAUGGAGAGCCAGAAUGGUAGGUGCAGAAAUGCCCCAGCAUGAUGGAAAGGCUAAUGAGAUCUGAACAGUGGCGUUCUCCGGUGAAAUGGAAAAGCGGCUUUUAUGAGCGGUUGUGGGUUCGUUUGGGAGCGUGUUUAGGACUGCAGCCAAGCAUCUGGGAGUCACGGGCACAUAAGUAGUACUCAAAGCCAGAGAAAAGGGUGAGGGCUGUCCAGAUAGGGUUCCCAUCUUUAGUAAAAGACAAAUAGGACAAUCAGUUAAAUGUGAACGUUGGAAAAACGAUAAAUAACUUUUUAGUGUAUCCCAUAUAACGUUUAGGAUAUACUUAUCCUAAAAAUGAUUUAUUAUUAUUUUUUAUCCUAAAAAGGAUUCACAUUUCUUUAUGUGAAAUUCAAAUUUGGGCACCAUUUAUUACACAUGACAACCGUAUCACAGGCUGCAAACGAAGGCCUGCGGGGACUGAUGGCCAUUGCCCGGCCAGGGGGCCAGGGGCCCAGUGAUGCACAGGGAGCGUGGGCGGGCCAGCGGGAGACCUGUGGCAGCCCCGGGGGACUGGGUUCGGCUGACCCCUGGGGUAUCCGGUAUGCUAAGGUUUCAAAACAUACUAAAAUACAUAUAUAUAUAUAUAUUUUAGUGCAGACUAUCCCAAUUUUAAAAGGGACCACAGUGAAGAGAAAAAACAUAGUGAGGUCUAUGGGUUCCACAAGGCAUUUCAGCCACUGGUUUGCAGCCUCUGAUCCAAUCCCCAGAGAGGGGGUGGGGCAGAUUUUACCCCACACGUUAUAGUGCUUUGCUGUGUGAGGGUAAAUAGUACUAAGGUGUGGGGAAAGGAUGGCAGCAAGGGGUCGAUUCCCUGAGCAAAAGGUAAGAUGUGGGCAGGUCUCCACUGUCUUCCACCCCACAGUCUCGCCCCCUGGGGCCUGGACACCCCCCCUCCCGGCCGCUGGCAGGUGGACAGAGCCCACAGGCCUGCGCCCAUGCCACCAGCCCUCAUGGGGCCUGAGAAAGACCAGGCUCUCCUGUGGCAGGCGGCGGGGACUCUGCGUGGGGCCCUGCAGGCGUCACCAGAGAACUGUGGGCGGAAACUUCCCGAGGUUUGCUCUGCCUCUGGUUGAGGCUUCUCAGCUUCAGAUGCAAAGUCAGUGGGUGUCUCUGAGAAAGACAGAGGAGGAAAGAGAGCGACAGAGAGGUGUUCCCCGGGGUUCUGGAAACUAUAAAGAGAGAGCGGGCUCUCCUGCUCUCCAGCAGACAGCCGCGCCGGCCCGGCCUGGACACCUGCGCUGGGGGCCAGCCCGACCCACUGCCAUGCAGCAGCCCCUGGAUUACCCCCUGUACCCCCACAUCUGCUGGGUGGACGGCAGCGCCAGCUCCCCCUGGGCGCCUCCGGGCUCCGUCCUCCCGUGUCCGUCCUCUGUGCCCGGGAGGCCUGGGCCGAGGAGGCCGCCGCCACCACCGCCACCGCUGCCACCAUCGCCGCCCCUGCCGCCGGUGCCCCUGCCGCCUCUGAAGACGCCGAGGGACCACAACACAGGCCUGUGUCUCCUUGUGAUGUUUUUCAUGGUGCUGGUGGCCCUGGUUGGCCUGGGGCUGGGGCUGUUUCAGCUCUUCCACAUGCAGAAGGAGCUGGCGGAGCUCAGAGAGUCCACCAGCAAAAGUCAUACAGCAUCGUCUUUGGAGAAGCUAAUAGGUCAACCCAAUCUACCCUCUGAAAAAAGGGAGCUGAGAAAAGUGGCCCAUCUAACAGGCAAGCCCAACUCAAGAUCCAUCCCUCUGGAAUGGGAAGACACAUAUGGAAUUGCCCUUGUCUCUGGGGUGAAGUAUAAGAAGGGUGGCCUUGUGAUCAAUGAUACUGGGCUCUACUUUGUGUAUUCCAAAGUUUACUUCAGGGGUCAGUCCUGCAACAACCGGCCCCUGAAUCACAAGGUCUAUUUGAGGAACUCUAAGUAUCCCCAGGAUCUAGUGCUGAUGGAGGGGAAGUUAAUGAACUACUGCACUACUGGCCAGAUGUGGGCCCGCAGCAGCUACCUGGGGGCAGUAUUCAAUCUCACCAGUACUGACCAUUUAUAUGUCAAUGUGUCUGAACUAUCUCUGGUCAGUUUUGAGGAAUCUAAGACCUUUUUUGGCUUAUAUAAGCUCUAAGAAAAGCACUUUGGGAUUCUCUCCACAUGGUUCCUUAUUACAGGCCCUGAAAAUAUGGUCUUGAAUGACAGUCUUCUUAAGCCCACUUGAGAUCAAGUGAGAAGACAUGAGCCAAGAGUAUCUAGAGACCACAGGGUCCAGCAGAUCUACCGUUCCUCAUCUCAUGAGCCAGAUGGGAGGGGGAAUACGACGGAAGAACAUGAGACUUGGGGCUGCCGUGUGAAAUGCAGAGGCAGGAAGAAGCAGCCACCAGGGUGUUCUACACUCAUUUUAAGUGUCCACAAGCAUUUUAGCACAUUGAAAAGGACACCUGUUAACUCACCUCUUGGAGUGGGUCUACUAUCUACCUCGGGGUGGCUGUCUUUCAGAUAUGGAUGUGACAUGAGUGUACAAGGGACGGAAAAAGAGGACUAGGCUUGUGUGAUAAGCUAAAGAGACCGAAAGGCCAGUGUCCCAUUGGAAGCAUGUUAACUUCUGAAGGCAGAGCCUGAGCCACCAGGUGACGCUAACAGAGAAGCAAGGGGGAUCUUUGGGGAAGUUGCUCCAUUCCUCACGCAGCAUGUAUAUUUCCAGUGCAAUUUUAGGUGUGUGUGUGUGUGUGUGUGUGUGUGUGUGUGUGUGUGUGUGUGUGUGCCGCACUCACAUGUAGGUGACUAGAAGAGUUACAUAAGAAGAGACAAUGUGGAACUUGUGAAGGAUAUGUUAGGAAAACAUGGGUUGCAUUUAAUGGUAGAUUUUGAAUACCUCUUGGCAACCAACUCAGUUGUCCUUAAAAUAGUCCUCAAGACUCUUUGAUUGUCACCUGUUGAUGCUGUUCUCCUAUAAUAUAACCAGUAUUUAUACCUGUUGUGUAUUUUAAUAAAAAGAAUAAGUGUAAUAAAAAUUAUAUUUUAGAA